UCUGUCAUUAGUGUCACAUUUUGUUGAUUUUGUUAGCAGUUGAGAACGCUUGUUUUCGUUUUAAUAAUUAAUCGUUAAUGUGAUACCAACAAGUCUCCCGAAAUAUAUACUACAAAAACUGAUUAAACAUAAUCGACACUAUGACGGCCGCGGACAAUGAGUAUCCUAAGGCUUCAAACGCAACUCUCAUCGGAGCCAGCCUAACGUACAUCGCUGGCCUAUUUCUGCUGCUAUCAUUUGCCGGUCCCUAUUGGAUCGAGUCGUAUCCCGAAAUGUUUUCAAGUUUCAAACACAUGGGCCUAUGGGAAUACUGUUUCGACCGUUUUCGCUUCCCUUCAUACCAGUUUGACAAACUGUUUCAUGGGUGCCACUACAUCUUUAGUGAGGAAUUUUAUGUGAUCCGAGAAUGGUUGCUUCCUGGGUGGUUAAUGGCAGUGCAGUCAUUUGUGACCAUGGCUCUGAUAUUGUCAUUCUCAUCCCAAGUGUUGCUGGCGUGUGUCAUAGUGAGAUGGCCACUCCGCACCGUGCUGCGUUAUGAAUGGAUCUUUGUCACUUCCGCUUUCAUCAUGGUGGCUAUUGCAAGCGUGUUCUUGUUUCUGGCAGUAGCCAUAUUUGGUGGGAACUGCUACCGUCGUGACUGGCUGCUGUACCCCUCAUUCAAUGUUCUGUCGUGGUCAUACGCUUUUGCUGUAGUUGCUUUCAUCUUGUUCGGAGCGGCAGCGAUACUCUUGUAUUUGGAAUCCCGAAAGCUUUAUGAACUGCGUUUGGAAGCAAAGAAUUUGGUAGCUCAGAUGCAACACAGUCAGCCUGAACAUGCUCUGCACCAGUUGCGCGACCAGUUGCAGCAACAGCGUCAAAUGGGUUACAUGUAAAAUAACACUUGAUUUCAUACUUUUUCAAUGUACUUUAAACACAAAGCCUUAUAUUGAACACAAAGUAGACCAUAUUUUUAUGACUCCUUAGGUAAUUAUUUCACACAUUAAUGAUACUAAACAUUUUAUCUUGGGCUUAGGCCACACCUUGGUAUUCUGCUCGUGGUUAACUGCACUAACAGGAAAAUCUCUACUGGUGCACAUACUACGGUUUUAAAAAUCUCUAUAAAAUAUAGUUUUUGCAGUCACUAUAAUUUUGUCAUAUUUUACAGUUCAAUUAAAAAGAAAAACCGCUAGUAGGGCCGUUUGAAUUCGGUAUUGUUUUAGUAACUCCCUCGGUAAGAAACGCCGCGAUAUAACUCGUCUCUAAUCUAUCUUUGGGUUAUUGGGUUAGCAAACAAUCACACAGCUGCCAGCUGCUAAUUACAUAAAAGCUUGUAACACAAGCUCUGACAAGUUUACAUGAGAUUACUACCUAAGUUCUGUCAUUUCAUUUUGUAAUCUACAUUGUGAGUAAUCUAUUUAAGAUUUUACUCUGAAUUACUGGUGAGGACUGAGGAGUAAUAGUAAUCUUGUGUAAAAAGGUAUUUUUAUUAGAUCUAAGCAAUUAAAAUUCAUCAUCAACUGAUAUAAUCUCAAGAAAAGACUUUUGUUUUGAUGUUAGUUCUUACAUAUUUUACAGGAUUUGUGUUCUAAUGUAAUUAGGCUAAUUGGUUUUAUUUCCCUCUAUGUACUUAUAUAUUUUGCCCUCCAUUAAUAAUCUCAAGUAUUUUUUUAAAGUAUGAAUUAAAUUAGUAGCUAAUUUUGAUUUGAUAUUUUGUACACUAGGAUAUUAAUUCACUUAUUUUACAGUUUUAAUUUGUGACUGAUAAUUUUUUCGUUCUGUUGACUAACAGUUAUUAUUAUUUUUAAGUUAUACUUAAUACUAAGUAUUGUAUGUACAAGAAUGACAUUGUCUUAAUUUUUUCUGUGUAUUAAUUUACGUAUUAUUUUUUAUUAUUCUAGGAUUAGGUUUUUUACGUAUAUGAUAGUAUCUGUUUUAUCAAAAUGUAUUUUAAUCUAAUUAUAAUUAAGUUUUGAUUCAACAAACACGAUGACACAUGUACCUAAUGAAUUGAAAUAAGUGCCUUGAAAAAAAAAAUCUGUAUACAGUGCCUUCGUGUAUUAUUGUUGGUUAUAACAAAUCCGUCCGAAAAAUAAUCUCAUUUGUAUGCCAUUCCAAGGAUGUGCACUGAUUGUAUGUACUGAUAAUUUUAAAUAAAUAAUAUUUUAGUGAACAAA
This is a messenger RNA of Spodoptera frugiperda (fall armyworm), 2153 nucleotides long. RefSeq lists its product as uncharacterized. Gene Ontology annotation, cellular component: septate junction; membrane. NCBI's taxonomy places the organism in Eukaryota, Metazoa, Arthropoda, Insecta, Lepidoptera, Noctuidae. Gene Ontology annotation, biological process: septate junction assembly; regulation of tube size, open tracheal system. Bases 141 to 872 code for a protein of 243 amino acids. The record is from RefSeq and is a predicted model, not a curated record. The transcript has 5 exons.